This is a messenger RNA of Symsagittifera roscoffensis, 2374 nucleotides long. RefSeq lists its product as uncharacterized. NCBI's taxonomy places the organism in Eukaryota, Metazoa, Xenacoelomorpha, Acoela, Convolutidae. The coding region runs from base 16 to 2112 and encodes 698 amino acids. The record is from RefSeq and is a predicted model, not a curated record. The transcript has 3 exons.
GAUUGAACUUUGAAAAUGGAACGAUUUGUUACUUUUCGUGUGCUGAUGCACCAAACAAGCAAAGCAGCGGCCUCAUCUAGUAAUACAAGCCGACUACCCGCAACACCCAGUGCGCCUGAUAGCGGAAAAUCGAUGGCUGUCAAAACCGAUAUUGUGAACUUGAGAAUGCCGUUCCCUUCACGUUUUGAUAUCAUACCGAAGCUUUUAAGUGUGCAAAUGAUAUUGAGGGAGAAAUUUGACAUUCCUGACCGAUUCAAGGCUCAUGUGUACAUUCGAGUAGAAGAUUCUGGUCUUCAGAAAUUCCAGUCCACUAAUGAUGAAGCGACGUGGCAAAGUGUUGUUCAAGGGUUGCUUCUUACUCCUGACUGUAGAUUCGUUGAUAUGCUCAUUUCGCCCAAGCAUCAUUUCAAACAAGAUCAACACCCAAAUUUGGAUUUUGAUUCGUUUUUCAUUACUAAUUGCGAAAAUUUGCCUCUCGAUCUUCAGCCAAUACCAGAAGAAUUCGAAACGAUUACAAAUACUUUCCCAGAAAACUUGGUUCAGGAACCAGUAGCGUUGGAAACGAUGAGAGAGUUGCCGAUUUUUAUCGAGCAAUCGAAUGCUACCGGAGGUCCGAUUUUAAGUGAUAGUGGCGAUAAUCCCGCGCAACCUGCUGGAACCUUGCCACAGGAUGAAGCUCCUAUGAAUCAGGUUGAAGAAAUUAAAAUGAGUGACACUGUUCAAGAUGAUCAUAAGCAAAACACUGCGAACUAUUCAUUUGCAAACGGAACUUCUGUUAAUCACGAACAAGAUUGCGCGUUUUUGGAAUCGAAAGAAAAGGAAAUAAUUGGCUUAAUGAAGCGUAGUUUGCCGCAUGUUGGAAAACAAAUGACAUCGGAGGCUGUGAUUGACACGAAUUUCAGAACUAUCGAAUACGAGAAAGCGAGGGCGGUUGCAACCGAUACUGUUCAAAUGGCAGAAAAUGGAAUAGAGCAACCGCCAUUCUUUGAUGCUAAGAUCAACUUCGAAAAAAGUUCGACAAAUAAUCCGAACGAGACUCUUUCUACUGUUGCAGAAAAAAGCUCUGAAAUUGAAAAGGAGACUGAACAAAUUACUCCUAUAAGCGAUGCUUUAGAACCAUGUGAAACUAAACCAAUGAAAGGCACUGAAGCUGAUCUGAACAAAACCGUUGAAGAAACACAGGAUAAAGAGUUUGUUUCGGCUAGUACGAAUACAUAUGCAACUGAAACUAGUCAAAUGGUCAGGGUGGAUCAAAUAGUACCAUAUGAAACUUCGAUUUUUUCAGUUACAAACGAAUUGACAGAAACAGUGAAAAGUUCAGCCGCUUCAAAAGUUGUCAUAGCCGAGGAAAAUUUUGGCAACUUUGCUGAAAUCACCGAACAAAAGCCAAAACUUGAAUCCAGCGAUAUAUUAUGUGAAAGUCCCAUGGAAGCAAUUGUUGAAAGUAAGUUUUUGGCUAUUUUUGACCAAUUGAGUCAACACAAAGCGAAGAUUCAAUCAGUAGUGAGUAAAUUGAGUACCAGUUCGACUGAACAAGAGCGUGAAGAAACGAAAUCUAAGCUGAACAGUUUCUUAGAAGCUUCUAAGUUUGAUUUUGAGCUCAAUUUGAUGAACAGCUUUAUGGGUGAUUUCUCUCAGCUGCGAGAAAAAGAGAAGAAGUUGGCAAGCAGCGCAUACUGUCUUAAAAAAGACAGAGAAGAAAUAGUUUUAGGCUUGAAGCACUUGAAAAGUUCUUUCGACAGUAUGCGCAGUUCAGUUGAGAAUCUGAAUGUACAGAUGGCUCUAUGUUCUGAAAAUAUGGAGUCGUUCUGCGAAAUUCUGGAAGCUAAACUGGAUAACUGGAGUGCAAAAGAAGAAGCGAUGGAAAGUGUCUUUCAAAGUACGACUCUGAAAAGAAAGUUGACAUGCAAAGAGGAGGCUGAAAUUGGAGAGAAAGUUCAGACAGUUAUGGAAUCUUAUCCGGCUGCAGAUGGAAAGUCGAAACCGCUUCCUUUGUUCGUUGAAGGCAAUCACAAUGCCGUUGAUGUUGCAGACAGAAGAAUGAAGGACCAGGAGCAUAAUUACAUUGUGAAAAAAGCGAAAGGAUCUGAGGAUUUUGCAACCCCUGCCUGAUUGUUGGCAUUUGGUUGAAUUGAAAAGCAGUUUGAUUGAGCUUAAAUUCAAAUUGAACGUACUCGAAAUUUUGAAUGAAAAGUUUUUUCAUUUACUUAGGUAAAUUGUUUUAAUUUGAUUGCAAUCAGCUAAAUUCUCAUUGCAAUCAGGUGCUUUCUGAAAUUUUCUAGAAAGUUGAUGAUGAGAUUAAUCUUUGAUUUUGAUGUUUAAAGAUGUUGUUUUUGUGAUACUCAAGCUGAGCUAGUUGACUUUAAUUUUAGUA